Molecule: messenger RNA, 3474 nt
Organism: Cinara cedri
Lineage: Eukaryota; Metazoa; Arthropoda; Insecta; Hemiptera; Aphididae
Source: the annotation of a GenBank genome assembly
AUGUCGAUUUAUUUAAUUGAAAAAAAAGACGAAAAGAUGUCCGUGAUCGACGGCGGAAGCAUAGUGUACGCGGACGACGAACAACAGCAACAUCGACAACAGCAACAACACCAUCAGCAUCAACUCCAACAACAGCAACACCUGCAACAACAAAACCGUCGACUACACCAACAGCAACAACAGCAACAACGACUGCAGUCGGGUGCGGCGACGAUGGACGAACGCGACGGCGGUGGCGGUCGGCAGCGUCAUUCGGAAAAUGUCGCCGAGCAGACGGACAUGACCGAGACCGGUACGAGGGCCGCCGACGUCGUAGUCGUCACCGCCGCCGACGUCGUGGUGAAAGAAGACCACCACGACGGGUCGCCGUCGGAUGUCUCCGUGUCUGCCGCCUCGGCUUCGUACACCUCCGCCACCUCCGCUGCCUCCUCGGUCGAACACGUCGCCUCGUCUCAAGUACAAGUGUCCUCCAUACCCGUCGGACAGCUCAUUAACGUUUCGGCCGCAGGCACGUUCAACGUCAUUUCCGCCGAAUCGCUACAGGUAAUGUUCACGUCCGUUGGUCAUCGUCGUCAUUUUCUUUUUACCGUAGUCGUCAUGUUACCGUUUCGUGGAUAUUGUUUACGAUUACGAGUGGUGUUUUUAGGAAACCGUAGGGUUUCUCGACGCUAAAGUUAAGUCACGAGAAACGGGACACCCGUUGGCAAACGUUUUUUACACGUCCCCUGUCCCGCAAUCGUGCGAUUUGCGUGUCACUCGUAGAGCAAUAACAUGGUUAUUCGCUCGUCCAUUACUAAAUCGGUAAUCACUAAUCGCGCGUUAAAAUGUCGCGUUUCUGAAGUAGGUAUUUUAGAACGGACUAAUUUGUUACUAUUUCCAAUCCACGGUCCAUAGAUUCAUGGAAUAAUUUCGUUUAGACAACGGGAUACCCGUAUGUGCCGUUUCUGUUGAAAUUAAUCAAUAAUGGGCGACAACAAAAUUACAUUUCUUAGAACAUAACUCGUGGCAUUUGAGUUGAAAUUAUAAUUUGCACACAAGUAACAAAAUUAAAAGAAGAAAAUAUUUCAGAGGGCUGUAUGUAUCUUUUUUUAUAAAAAAAUUACUACUCAUGAAAGUUAUGGGUGGCUUUGUUUUUUUAAAAUAGCCGUUAUUUUCUUGUAUGGUAAUUUUUUAGAAAACAUAUAAAUUGCCCUUAGAAAUUGUCUCUUUUUUAAAUUUUGUUACUUGUGUUUAAACUCAAUUUCAAUUUAAACUCCACAAUUUAUGUGCAAGUAGUGCAAUUUUGCUUUGUAGUUUGAUUGAGACUCGCAGUAGUUUCUCUAAUAAGGAAUUACUUCAAUAGCUGCAUGUCAUCAAUAAUAUUAAGAUUUAUGAUCGAAACUAUGUACCUUUACCUACUCUCUUCAACUAUUUGUUGAUGUUUGAUCUAAUUAUUCACUAUGAUUGAUUAUGAUAUUGCCUACUAGAGAAAAUGUUGGACACAAAUUUUAAUUAAGUACCCAGUGAAAUUCUAAUAAAUUUGUUGAGUUGUGGAAGCAUAUUAUGAAGUAAUAAUUUGAUCAUGUAGGUAUUUACAUUAUAUGUCUAUUAAUUAUCAAUAUUAUAUUAUUAUGUAUUAACUGGGUUUAAUCAGUAUAUAGUUGUUAUAUACCUAAUUAAGAUUAAGAUUAAGAGUACCUAACCCCUAUAAUAUAAGGGCUACUCUUGCAAAUUAACUGAACUGUACAGCUACAGAAGUAUUUGAAAAUACAUAUUUUCAUUAGUUUAUUGCCAUUGAAUUGAAUGCCAUGGCAUACUAAUAAAUAAUGAUUUUGUAAUAUUUUUCAAAAUUCUUUAUUUAUUAGGACAAAGAAUAUUAAUUUUAAUCUUUAUUUCAGCUAUCUGAAUCAAAUGACUUUAAGCCAUUAUUGUGUGUGGAUAAUAAUUGUUUAAAUUGUGAUACACGCAACCAAGUGGACAGUGAUACUUGGCGUACUGUAGUCCGAGCUGAAGUAAUAUCUAUUUUUUUGAAUUCAAAUAAUGAAUAAUUGUUAAUGGUAUUUUAUUAAUUUAGGAUGGUACUUUUAAAACCGCUCAUAUUGUUCUUAGACAAGACAACUCCACUUCUAAUAAUGUUCACGAGGAAGAGAAUGACCAAGGUGUGUCAUCUCCUAACACGGGACCAUGUUAUUCUUAUUCAGAGGCUGCAAGGUUACCAAUACUACCCAUUCGAUGCAAAGUAAAUACUAUUAUAUAAUUUACAUAUGAUUUGAAUAAUGUCGUUUUGUUGUAAGCAUUUUUAAUUAUACGCAAUUUUUAUAAUUAUUAGACUACCAAUGCAGAAUUACAUAAAAAAAAAUUUGGUUCUGGCUGCCGAGGAAAAUGUAUUAAGUUUGGAAAUCAAUGGUAUACGCCUAGCGAGUUUGAGGCUCUUUGUGGGAGGGCUUCUAGUAAAGAUUGGAAAAGAAGUAUACGAUUUGGUGGCCGUAGUUUGCAAACAUUAAUAUAUGAUGGGAUUUUGUUGCCGCACGCUAUGAGCUGUACGUGUGCAGCUUGUUGUGAUGACGAAACAGCGGCAAGUCCAUUGUUAUUUGUAUUAGUUGCUAAGUAUUUUUGAAAAAAUUAUUGAUAUAUAUAUAUAUAUAUUUCUGAUUUUAUAGACUGGUCCUAUACGGCUAUUCACACCUUAUAAACGAAUUCGUACCAAAAAACAUUCGUCCAGCAAUUCAAAAAAGAAAAAACUCGAUGAUGGCACGGCCAUUAGUAAUGAUGAGGAAAGUUGUGAUAGUAGUGCUGGUGUAUCGUUGGACAACUGUGAUAUGGAUCUUAAAGAUGAAGAACCAAUACUUAUACAGACUGGAGAUAUUUCUCAAGCCGAUAUUGUACAAUCGAAUGAUUCAAUAGAAGACAUGUUUAAAAAGCUAGAAAAUGUAAGUUUUUCAUUAUGGUUUAAUUUUAUUGAUCUAAUUUAUUAAUGAUAUUUAUUUAAUCUAAUGUCAAGAUGUCUUCAAGAAUGAUAAAAAUGGUUCAUCAUUUUCGUAACUCUAUGCGUGUAGCCAAAUACAAGUGGAAUACAGAAAAACAGGAACUGUUAGCUGAACUCAAGACAGCCAAAGAGAAUUCUAUAGAAAACAGGUAAUUCAAAUUAAUACAUUUUAUAAUAUUGAUCCUACAUUUAAGUGUUUUCUUUUAGGAACGAUUUUGAUGUGGAGACAAUAUCAAGUGUGGCAGCAGGGUUACAACCAAGUAAUGAUGAUAUUCCAGAUGUCAAAAAGGUAGUAUAUAUUGUAAUUAUUGUAUUUACUCAAUGGCCAUACAUUUUUUCUUACAAUUUUUUUGUAGUGUGCCAAUUGUAAUAGAGAUGCAUUCGCCGAGUGUUCGCUGUGUCGCCGUACACCAUAUUGCUCUACAUUUUGUCAAAGUAAAGACUGGAACAAUCAUCAAGUGGAAUGUGACAACCCCCAAGGAAGCAUUAUGCUUAUUGUUCAAGAAUAA